AUGAGUGUAGAGAAGUCGGAGAAAGAGGGGCAGGUGCCCGAAGUUGUCGACGCCGACGCAGCACUUGAAUACCUGCACCGCGAGGGCGCAGCGGCGAUGACGGAAGCCGAUGAGAAAGCCCUCGUCAGGAAGCUAGACCUCAAGAUCGUGCCUCUAAUGUGGGCUUGCUACAACCUCCAGUAUCUCGACAAAACAUUAAUCAACUAUGCCAACGUCAUGGGGCUUCAAGAGGAUACCGGUAUCACCGGGAACCAGUUUGCUCUACUGGCCACGCUCUUUUAUGUUACUUACUUAGUGUUUGAGUUUCCAACCGGUUAUCUUAUGCAGAGGCUUCCCACCGCGAAGUACCUCGGGGCUAACGUCUUCCUUUGGGGAUUGAUAGUAGCCCUGAAUUCUGCAGCAAAGAACUGGGCCGCCCUCGCAACCUUGCGGGUUCUCCUGGGAUGCUUCGAGGCUUCAGUGGCACCGGCGCUUAUUCUGGUGACGAGCAUGUGGUAUAAGCGAUCUGAGCAGCCGCUCCGGGUCGGCUUCUGGUACCUCGGUACGGGGACCGGAUCCAUCAUCGGGGCCUUAUCAUCCUUCGGGUUCCAGCACUACGAGUCAGAUACAUUCACGUCGUGGCAGAUCAUGUUCCUCCUCUUUGGGUCCAUCACGAUGGCGGUUGGGAUCCUCACCGCAGUCUUUCUUCCCGACAGUCCGAUGACAUCCCGGCUCACGCGCGAGGAGAAGAUCUGGGCGAUCGAGCGCCUUCGCGAGAACCAGACCGGCAUCGAGAACAAGCACUUCAAGUGGUACCAGGUCCGCGACUGCUUCACUGACCCGCAGACCUGGAUCAUCGCCUUCAUCACCGUCGCCAUGAGCAUCCCCAACGGCGCCAUCAGCAGCUUCCAGGCGACCAUCAUUAAAGGGUUCGGCUACACGUCCAAGGAGACAGCACUGCUGUCGAUCCCGUCAGGUGUGCUUACCUGCGUCUCAGUGAUCGCGGCAGGCGUCGGGGCCGCCAAGUACGACGCGCGGGGGCCUGUCAUCGUCACACUGCUGCUAGUGGGAGGAAUCCUAGGCGGGGGACUGCUCGCGUUCAGCCACGGGGACGCGAAGGCGGCGCUGCUGACGGGGAACUACCUGACGAACACGAUCGGGGCAGCCCUGCCGAUGCUGUACUCGUACGCGGCGGCAAACGUGGCGGGCCACACGAAGAAGGUGACGGCGAACGCGAUGCUACUCGCCGCCUUCUGCCUCGGCAACAUCAUCGGACCCCUGACCUUCCGCGACGCCGACCGCCCUGCCUACCUCCCAGCCAAGGCCGCCAUCGUCGCCUCCACGGCCGCCGCGGCCCUCGCCACUGCCGCCCUAAUCGCCUACUACCGCUGGGAGAACGCGCGCCGGGACCGCCGCUAUGGGGGCCUGGCCCACCGCGCUGACAGCGAGUUCUUCGACCUGACGGACCGGGAGAAUACAGAGUUUCGAUACCGCUGGUGA
Durotheca rogersii is the source of this 1479-nucleotide messenger RNA. Its product is annotated as allantoate permease. The transcript is spliced from 5 exons. The coding region runs from base 1 to 1479 and encodes 492 amino acids. Lineage: Eukaryota; Fungi; Ascomycota; Sordariomycetes; Xylariales; Xylariaceae. The record is from RefSeq and is a predicted model, not a curated record. Gene Ontology annotation, biological process: transmembrane transport. Gene Ontology annotation, cellular component: membrane. Gene Ontology annotation, molecular function: transmembrane transporter activity.